Cheilinus undulatus (humphead wrasse) is the source of this 1507-nucleotide messenger RNA. It is a transcript of the gene trmt61a, whose product is annotated as tRNA methyltransferase 61A. Gene Ontology annotation, cellular component: tRNA (m1A) methyltransferase complex; nucleus. The transcript is spliced from 4 exons. The record is from RefSeq and is a predicted model, not a curated record. NCBI's taxonomy places the organism in Eukaryota, Metazoa, Chordata, Actinopteri, Labriformes, Labridae. The coding region runs from base 173 to 1072 and encodes 299 amino acids. Gene Ontology annotation, biological process: tRNA methylation.
GCUUCCUCCGAAAACAACACCACGUGUAUGUGGAAAGGAAUGGACGACUGCCAGUGCUGUGCACGUCCACCUUUAACGGCUUUGAAAACGAGAUUUAACGCUUAUUAACAGUUGCCAUUUAUUUUCACCGUACGACUGAAGAACGCCAUCCAGUAAGGAUCCAGUGCUCACCAUGAGUUUUGUGGAGUACUCGGACUGCAUUCAGGCAGGAGAUGUUGCCAUUAUCUACCAGAGCCAUGACUCCAUGAUGCCAGUCAAGGUGCAGCAAGGCGCCCAAACACAGACCCGUUACGGGGUCAUUCGGCACUCCUCAGACCUCAUUGGUCAGCGUUAUGGGUCAAAAGUCACAUGCAGCAAAGGUGGGUGGGUCUAUGUACUUCACCCAACGCCCGAGCUAUGGACCAUCACCCUGCCGCACCGCACACAGAUCCUCUACACUACUGAUAUCUCCAUGGUCACUAUGAUGCUGGAGCUGAAACCAGGAUCCAUCGUCUGCGAGUCAGGGACGGGUAGCGGCUCCCUCUCCCACGCCAUCCUGCGCACCAUCGCUCCCACAGGUCACCUGCACACCGUUGAGUUCCACCAGCAACGAGCAGAGAAGGCAGUGGAGGAGUUUAAGGAGCACCGGGUGGAUCAUCUAGUCACUGUUAGGAACCAGGAUGUCUGCAAGGAGGGGUUCGGGGUGACUGGAGUGGCAGAUGCCGUGUUCCUGGACAUCCCAAGCCCAUGGGAGGCUGUGAGGCAUGCCAAGGCUGCUAUGAAGAGACAUGGUGGUCGCCUGUGUUCCUUCUCCCCGUGCAUAGAGCAGGUUCAGAGGACAUGUGAGGCUCUGACCGAUGAGGGCUUUGAGGAGAUCAGCACCCUCGAGGUCCUGCUGAGGGUCCACGACGUGCGAACCGUCUCCCUACCUCUGCCCGACUUCGGCUCUGACCCCUCUGCUCAACCUCAGCCCGACAGUGCAGAGAAACCUACUCCACCCCAGACAUCCACCACCUUAAAGACCACUACCCCACCCAGAGAGGUCCCAGGCCACACAGGGUACCUCACCUUUGCUACCAAACCCAGAACCUAAAUCUCAGUACUGAUUCUUUCCUUUAUUUCCAGCAGCAGGAAGCAGGACGUGGUUUAUAAUCCGCCUUGCUCCGCUGUAUUUUCCGUGCAUAUUAAUAAGACUGUGAUAAUCCAGCAAGGGUACCAGGUUCCUCCAGGUCCCGCUUGGCACUGCAGCACCAAGAGGAUUUACGGUCUUGUUACAUAAUUUAAAAGCUCUUGUCUCUUGGCACCGCUUUGUUUGCAACCAAGAUUGAAAAUCACAGCCAGAGAGAUUUCAGUUGAGGAGGAAAUACUUUAUAGCUUUUUGGACUGUGACUGAUUUGAUUCCUUCACUUUUUAUAACAAAAUCAAUUUUUAAUCAGUGCUUUCAUUUGUUUGGGGAGGUAACUGUUUUAUUUUGACCUUUUUUUUGCACUUUUGUAUUCAAGUCAAUACAAUAAAUGUGUGAAAGUUU